Messenger RNA from Closterium sp. NIES-65, 969 nucleotides. Lineage: Eukaryota; Viridiplantae; Streptophyta; Zygnematophyceae; Desmidiales; Closteriaceae. The record is from the annotation of a GenBank genome assembly.
AUGGCUACCCCCAGUGUCCUUACCUUUGAUGAUGAGGGUCGUGCAGUUGACUUUGAGGUCUGGGUCGAUGACCUCCAGCUACUCCUACAGUGCGAUAGGGCUGACGGACUCUUGCUAUUCGAUCUCACCUCUGGUGCCUCUCCUGCCCCGCCUGCUACUGCCAACAGCACUUCGCUGACCUCAUUACGCACCUCCGCACUAGUGACACUCGCUACCGCGCUGCGCUUCCUGCUGACUUCUGCACCAAGAACCCUCCCCCCCCCCAUGUACAUCACCCUCUACUACAUAGUCACCCGGCUCCCUGACUCCCUUCGCGUAGUCAGGGACCACUUCCUCUCAGAUUGCCCUACCACACUCACCGUUGACCUCCUCGAGGAGCGCCUCCUAGCAGCAGAGAAGAGCAUAGUCGCUGUAGGAGCCUCUCAUCGUGACCCUCGCACCCCCGUCUUUGAGGGGUGUUCCUCUUCCCCCCUCUUGCCCUCUGUUGCUUCUGCUACGACGGCCGGCCUUGUUGGUUUUGAGUCGGUCGGCGCGGCGUCUGCCUCUAGCGGGAGACGCCGCACCGGCAAGGGCAAGGGGGGCAAGGGCGCUGGAGGGACUGGCGGGGGCGGAGGUGGUGGUAGCAGUGGAGGCGGAGGAGGGGGUGGGGGUGGUGGUGGGAGUGGUGGAGGGGGUGGAGGUGUCGGUGGCAGCAGUGGAGGUGGAGGAGGCGGCGGCGGUGGCGGAGGGAGCGGAGGCGGCGGAGGUGGCGGAGGCGGCGGAGGUGGCAGAGGCGGCGGCGGCAGCGAUGGAGCUGGUCGCGGCUCUACGCAGAGGAGUGGGUCCGGUGGUGGUCCGCGCCAGCAGCAGCAGCGCAGUCGUGAGACCCUCUCCCCUCAGCAGCUACGUGAGUGGAACGCUGCGCGUCAGCGCGGUGGGGGUACUGGUCCCUGUACCUACGUCCUUUGUACCAGCGACCGCGCUGGUUAG